AUGCCUGACACCAACUCCAAAUCCACCACCACCACCACCAAUACGUCGACGACAACAAAGGCGCCGAAACGGAUCCACCAAGUCGUCAAACUCAAACGCGAACACUAUGAAGCCUACAAAGCAUGUCAUCAAGCCGUAUGGCCCGAGGUCCUAGAACAAAUCAAGGCCUCACAUAUCGAAGAUUAUUCCAUCUCCUACGAACCCUGUAGCGGCCUUCUGUUCGCCAGCUUCAAAUACACUGGCAUAGAUUUCGCGGCCGACAUGACGAGGACGCGCGAACAUGGACCCACACGCGAAUGGUGGAAGAUGACGGAUGGGUUUCAGGAAAGUCUCAACGAGGGAGCUGUCAGCUCGGAAAUGGGUGGUGUGAAUGGGACACCGGGAUGGUGGAAGGAGAUGGAGGAGGUUUUUCAUCUUCCCUAA
Molecule: messenger RNA, 423 nt
Organism: Rhinocladiella mackenziei CBS 650.93
Lineage: Eukaryota; Fungi; Ascomycota; Eurotiomycetes; Chaetothyriales; Herpotrichiellaceae
Exons: 2
Coding region: 1-423 (140 amino acids)
Molecular function (GO): racemase and epimerase activity, acting on carbohydrates and derivatives
Source: RefSeq, a predicted model, not a curated record